CGGACCGUCAUGUCCGAAACUACUCAACAGAUUGAAGAACUGGCUUCCCCGUUCUCCCAUGUUCUUCAAACCAACUACAUCCCAACGGAUUCAGAAUGCGCGACAAUCCGCCAAUUCCUGGAAGCGCCCAAGGCCCGCCUCAACGAAAUCCUCGCGGAAAUGAGACGGUUACAGGCGCUUUUCAAGACACUUGCGGCCAAGAAAGACCGGCUGAAGAAGUUUGUUGACGUGCACUCAGCGCUGGUAUCGCCAAUGCGGAGGAUGCCGCCAGAGCUGCUCCAAAACAUCUUUCUCCAGACCCUCCCACAGAGCCGCAACUGUGCUAUCACAGACAAGGAAGGGCCGCUGCUCCUUAGCUCGGUGUGCAAAUCAUGGCGCGCAUUGGUUCUUGCGACACCGCGUUUGUGGACAUCUGUCCAUAUUGUUGUGCCCCCAUCUUCCCAUAUCGAUGCUUUCUCCGCGUGGCUCAAGCGGGUAUGGCUGCCUCGCUCUGGAAUACAGCCUCUGUCGUUCUCUGUGGCCCACUCUACCUCACUUCUCACGCCGGAUAGCGUCUCGCUGCGCUUGGUGUAUGAUUUACUCGUAAACGAUGCCCACCGGUGGCGACACGUCGAACUCGCGCUCCACAGUAUCAGCGACAUUGAAUAUGUCUCCACCGCACUCUCCGGUACCUCUCUUCCAAACCUUCAGUCCUUAAAACUGUCCCCUCCCCUUCGCCAGCUCUUUAUGCCGCAGCCGCCCACUGGGGACAUGCUGGCCUUUCUUGACAAUGCACCUAACAUCCAACGUCUCUGGCUACCCGACCUUCAACUACUCUAUACCACCCGGUCACUCUCUUCCACUGUUCUGUCCACUGUCGUUGACCUCAAAAUCGAGGCAACACGACUGAGCCGUGGUCUAGACUACGUCCACCUUUGGGAAACUCUGCGGCACUGUACCGUCCUUGAGCGCUGCCAAAUUGUCAGCAAUCCGCAGGAAGAUGCUGCUGUAGAUCCACCAGAGCCAUUCUCACUACCGUCCCUCCAUACAUUGGCAAUCACACAUGGUCGAGCACCCACUACCACCAUGAACUUCUUCGCUUUUUUGGACCUCCCGAACCUGCGCACUCUCACAUGUGAGACACACGGCCCGUGGCUCACUAUCGGCGUUGCGGAGCUCGUUGACCUCCUUCCAUCCCCCUCCUCCCUGCUCCGUGUCGAGACUUUGACCCUGGGCAUCAAUCUGAUGGAGACACAAAAGCUGCUGACCGCGCUCGUGUUAUUCCCCGCUCUGACCAAGCUCAUCCUGAAGCACGAGCCCAAGGGCACGAUCACCGACACCGGCCUCUUUGGCACCAAUCUCAUUCUCGGUUCAGAGGCGCCGAGCGGUGACGGCACUUUCCUCAACAAGCUGGGAGAAGGGCUGUUGGGCGACGAAACGACCGACCCACCCAGGGGCCGACUACUCCCGUCGUUGCAACAUAUUUCUUUGGGGGACCUUGAGGCCACGUCGGAUGAGGCGCUCGUUGCCUUCGUGCGCGCAUCUGCGGCGAGGCAAAUGCGUAAAAUUGAGUGCUCUUUCGCGCGACCCCGGCAACGAGAUGUUACCCCCGAUCUGAAAAACAUUAUCCGCGACCUGGUGCCUCCAAUGCAGGUGCAACUCCGGUACUCGAAACGUGGGGUUAUGAGUGGGUAUUCGCCCUUCACCGGGCUCAGGGAUGCCAAUACACAUAGGACUGGCGGAUAG
Molecule: messenger RNA, 1725 nt
Organism: Mycena indigotica
Lineage: Eukaryota; Fungi; Basidiomycota; Agaricomycetes; Agaricales; Mycenaceae
Product: F-box domain-containing protein
Exons: 2
Coding region: 10-1725 (571 amino acids)
Source: RefSeq, a predicted model, not a curated record